Messenger RNA from Thermochaetoides thermophila DSM 1495, 2121 nucleotides. RefSeq lists its product as uncharacterized. Bases 1 to 2121 code for a protein of 706 amino acids. Gene Ontology annotation, cellular component: membrane; endoplasmic reticulum. NCBI's taxonomy places the organism in Eukaryota, Fungi, Ascomycota, Sordariomycetes, Sordariales, Chaetomiaceae. The transcript has 6 exons. Gene Ontology annotation, molecular function: flavin adenine dinucleotide binding; squalene monooxygenase activity. Gene Ontology annotation, biological process: ergosterol biosynthetic process. The record is from RefSeq and is a predicted model, not a curated record.
AUGGGCACCGAAAACGCUACCUUGAUUGAGGCUACUGCCGUGGAGAUGAUCCGUGAUGGGGAAACCGGUGCGGUGAUCGGGGCGAAGUGUUCGCGCAGUGGCGGGGAGCCAGAAGAGUUCUACGCAUCUCUGACGAUUCUUGCUGAUGGUUCCACGUCAAAUUUUCGGUCACAAUUCACCCGUUACCGGCCUGUAUCACGGUCGCGGUUUUGGGGCCUCGAGUUGGUCAAUGCUGAACUUCCUAUCCCCAGAUAUGCCUAUGGUAUCUUGGGGAUAGGAGGGCCAAUUUUGAUGUAUCGUCUCAGCAACAGGGAGACUCGGGUUCUGAUUGAUAUUCCGGAUGACAUCUACGGCAGUCUUGGUUCCCCUGACUCGGUCAGGGACUACAUCCGGGAACAUAUUGUCCCCUCCUUCCCCGAACCAGUGCGGGCUAAUCUCGAGGAAGCAGUUAGGGAGAGUCGCCUACGAAGCAUGCCCAAUGCCAGCAUGCCAUCGUCCACGAACACGACUCCAGGGCUAGUACUGCUGGGUGAUGUCGCGAACAUGCGGCAUCCUCUUACAGGUUCUGGCAUGACUGUUGCACUCAAGGAUGCCGUUUUGCUUGCUGAGAUGUUGAGCCCGGCAAAUGUUCCUUCACUAAAUGAUACAGGAUCUGUAUUGGCACAACUCAAGCGAUAUCACUGGAAGCGGAAGUCUCACAGCGCCUCUCUUAACAUGCUGGCCCAGGCGCUCUAUCUCCUGUUCGUUGGCAAAGACAACAUUGUGGGAAUCAUGCAACGUGGUUUUGUCCGCUAUGUCCAAGGAGGAGAAAAGAACUUUGCAGAACCCGCCUGGAUCAUGGGCGGGAUUGUCGAUAGCCCCUUGGUCCUCUUUCGGCAUUUCUUCAAGAUUGCCUUCUAUAGCAUCGGCUUGCACUUCCAGGAGUCUGGAGUGCUCGGUUUUCCUGCGGCUCUUGUCAGAUCGGGCGGCAACGGAAACAACGGUGGCGGCCGAAGUGCUGUUGCCGAUGCCACGCAAUGUUUCCUUUUUGUAUGCGUCUGGACAAUCUUGCACCACAACUUGCAAGCAAAGGACGAUGGCUACUGGACGAUAUUCUUUCGCAAGCUGCGCUGGGCCGUGCUCGCGGUGGCAGCGCCCGAGAUGCUCACACUCUUUGCCGUGAUGCAGUGGAAUGCAACCAACAUCUCCGUCCGGAAAAUGCGCGAUCUGGGCUUCAAGAACUGGACUCGUGUCCACGCCUUCUAUGCCAAUGCGGGCGGAUUCUUCCUUAAAGCCCCUGACUUCCCUGCAUUCCCGCUCAACGCCACAUCGCUCCAUUACCUCCUUCAGCAGAAACGCAUCACCCUACCCAACCUCUCGCGCGACAACAUCUGGGACCGCAGCAAGGCUGACCAUUUCGCAAAGUUCGUCGCCUUUCUCCAGGCUGGCUGGACGAUCCUACACAUCGUCGCGCGCCGGAUCCAAAACCUCACUGUGACUCCUCUCGAAGUUUUUACCGCCGCCUUCAUCGUCCCUUCGUUUGCUACCGCAUGGGCAUGGGCCGAUAAGCCGCAGAACGUUGCGGAACCGACUGUCCUCGAAGUAGACUGGACAAUUGCAGACCUCCUUCUAUCAGCCGGUGAUGCUGCGAAGGAACCGUACGUCGACACCCCUCUAGAUUUUGUUGAGAAGCCCGUAUGGGCAGGAUGGAAGCGCCGACGCAGCUUAUUCCAUUUCGGAGGGCUUAACAGGCGUCCAUCGCCUCGCAUCCCGAACGAUUAUUCUCCUCCGCCACCGACGGGCACCGAAGCAACGAUUGUGUGGGUUGUGUCCGUCAUACAUGCGGGGCUUCACGUCCUAUGCUGGAACUUUCCCUUCCCUACCCGCUUCGAGUCACUCGCAUGGCGGUCGGCAAGCGUCAUAUUACUUGUGUGCAUGGCCAUUGGCGGGUUAGUCCCCGUCUUAUCGACUAGGGAGUGGUUCGACUUUGAGUUCAGCAUGAUCUGGAUCUGGGUCAAGGAGGCGAGGAAGAUGACAUGUACAGUGGACGACGUUUUUACCGCAUGUGGAUUGAUCGGAUCGGCACUGGUCAUCUUCAACUAUGUCCGCCUCUCUUCUCUGUGCUAUCAUCGUGAUAUUUGA